Messenger RNA from Ostrea edulis (European flat oyster), 5646 nucleotides. RefSeq lists its product as uncharacterized. The coding region runs from base 73 to 1596 and encodes 507 amino acids. The transcript is spliced from 2 exons. NCBI's taxonomy places the organism in Eukaryota, Metazoa, Mollusca, Bivalvia, Ostreida, Ostreidae. The record is from RefSeq and is a predicted model, not a curated record.
GACAUAAUACAAGAAGAUCACGCACAAGUUCUAAAUUAAUUUAAUGACAAGUUUGUGGAAGAUUUUGGAAACAUGUUUAUCGUGCUGUUACAAUUAUGCAUUCUUGCCAUGAGAGUUGCACUUGCGCAGGACACAACACCUCUAGACGAAUGUUUUCACAAUUCGAAUUCCCUUCAGAGAGAGAGUGGAACAUUUCAAAAUAUGAUUAGAAACGGAACCAAUGUGAUAUUCAUGGACUUAAUGUUUUCUGGGGGAACUAAUACAGACAAUACUGAAUUCUUUGAGCAACAAACAAUUCAGCGUUGGGUAUGGAUAGGGAAGAAGUACCAAUAUGUCCUGGGGUACCCAGAGGAUGUAGACGUGUACAGCUUUGGCCUUUUGAAAGUUAAGCAAGAGUCUCUCAGUGUCAAUAUAUCCAUCGGCAAUUUCUCAGAAGUUUGUAAAUCAAACUUUGAUAUGUAUCUUUCAAAAUACCUGCUAGACUUGAUAGAUGAGAACACGACCACUAUUUUUGAAGUACCAGAUGGGUACCUUUGUCAUUCAAACGUCAUUGCCGAUGAAAUACGAGAUUUUGUAAGUGAUAUAUCGGGUGUUCAGAUUGGAUAUGAUUUUAUGUGCAUCGAGGAUGAUAAAGAGGAAUUUUCUACGGUUGGAAAAUCGUAUAUAAAUAACAUUGCCAUUUUUAUAAUUCUGUUGGUAUAUUCUUUCUACCCGCUUAUUAUAGAGAUAUCGUUUUAUGUACGAGAUACAGAAAACAGAUUUGAAAUGUACUAUAUGUCUGACUCGCCUUACAGCCCUGCCAGAUUUUGUAGGUGUUUGAUCUUUAGCGGAAACAACAAGUACUACGCAGCAAUACGCAUUAUAAUUCUAAUUACCAUUGUUACGUCACUUGUGUAUUUACUUAAAUCAUAUGUAUAUGAGCUAUGCAACUGCUCUUUGAAAUCCUCAAACAAAGAACAGGAUUUUCAACAUGCUGAAAACUACUACAUCACCUUAAAAAAUAACGCGUUGCUCGUCUGGGGCGUUGUCAAUUUCUUUCUUCUCAAUGUAGCAUUGUUAUUAAAUUCUGAUGGUGUACUUGACGCUUUCUUAAUCUUUGACUUUACUGGAUUAUGUAAUGGCGAUUUCUUCCUGAGACUAAUACCAGUGACUGUCUUCUCAAAGGAUUAUCAAAAAUCAAUGACUUCGUUAAAAAUCCAAAAGUUAUCGCUGAUUUUAACCUAUAAGUUUUGGUCCAACAUUUUCUUCAUUAACAGCAAAACCUCCAGUUGUGAAUUUUAUCUCAUGCAAUCCAUCAUUACAUUUCCUUUAAACGUUAUGUUGAUCUUAUGUAGUACGUUCUGUCCUUUAGUUUGCAUUCUUCAUGCGUUUUAUGUCAGAUUCAUUUCAUUGGUGAGUAUGUGUAUAUUUUCCUUUCCUAUGAGUAAGAUUUCAGAAACUUACCCUAGCAUUACUUGCAUUCUUCAAUUCAUUGGCAAUAUUUUCAUACAUGGAGGGGCUCUGGCCUACAUAAUCACUUCUUACAUUUAUUCAUUCAAUAUUUUCUUUUACGGUAUUAGUUAUCUUAUUCAGUUUUUAUAUACUCUACGCUUUUAGCUGUACCUCAUUUUUCUGUAGAAACAUUUAUUUAUGUUAUAUAUCUGACAUAUCUUGUGUUAUACAUUUUUCGCUAUAUUUAUCAAUUUACAAAACUGUACAAAAAUCUAUUAAAAGAGGUCCUUGAUCUGACAGAGGAUAAACGCAUUCAUAUAAAAUGUUUCAAGGAGAUUGUUGACAAGUAUUUUCCCCUUCGAGUAGAAGUGUUUUAUUUGUGUAUAAAGAUUAUGUUAUCUGUUUUAUUUUUUUUAAUAAUAUUUGAUACCAUGCAGAGAGUUGGUUAUGUAAAAAUUGGAGUCCAACCAGAUUUGACUACUUUCAUAACACUUCUCUUCCUUUUCGGACCUCCACGAAUUGUUGAAGUUCUGCUUGUAACCGACUUUACAAGCAGGGUCCAUAUGAAGCAUUUCGAAAUAAAGGAAAUUGUCGAGGGAAUGCGAAAUGUAAUGAAUGACAACUCUGUUACGACAGUUAAUAUCUUAUCAGAACCAGAAAUUAGCCAAUUGAUGAAAUGUGCGCUUUGUAAUUGUAUAUAUAGAAAAUGCAAAACAAAUUUUGAACAUCCUAAAAUAUAUGCACCAAAACAAUCUGCCAAUGAUUCAGGCAUUGAAGUAAACAGCAAGGAAGAUACAGAAAGUGUGACACGUGAAAAGGGCGGGCAAAACUUAUGUUGUUCGGAAGAUGGUCAAAAUUGUUGUUGUUGUUGUUGUCGUUGUUGUUGUUGUCGUUGUUGUUGUUGCUGUGUGCUUCGUUUCAUAUAUACACUGUGUUGUGCGUGUAUAUGUCCAGUUCAUUUGCAAAAAUGUCUGUGUUGUCUGAUAUUAAAAGUAAAAAAGGACGAAAAUUCAAUCGACGUCAAAACUUAUCCUUUUGAAAUUGAAUGUUGCUGCAUCUCACUACCUGGGAAUCAAGAGGACACCAAUCCUAAAACUUUGGAGGAUACCAAUCCUAAAACUUCAGAGGACACCAAUCCCAUCAAUCAGGAGGACACCGAUCCUAUCACUCAGGAGGGCACCAAUCUUAUUACUCAGGACACCAAUCCUAUCAAUCAGGACACCAAAUUUAUCGCUCUAGAGGAUAUCCCUCUUUUAAACACUGAAGAGGACACCGGUGUAGAGGAUACUCCACUAUAAACUCGAUAAGACUCUAAACCAUUUAAUUUAAUUAAAUUAAUAGGACACCAAUCCUAACACUCAAGAGGAGAUCAACAAUUGUUGGAUGUAAUGUCAAACAUAUGUAUACAUGUCUCCAGAAUGAAGUUUGGAGAAUUGUUUAUUCUACUCGGUCCUUUUUCUUCCGUUUGUUCUGCUUCUUUCUCGUGUCUAAAACUUUUCACGGUAGUUCUCCAUAAAUUAUUGUUGAAAGUAAUAGAUAUUCGAUGUGACAGGCGAAUGUAUCUAGUUGUAUUCAAGUUGAUGGCGUUGUGGUACAUUAGGGGAGGGAUAAAAUAGAACUCUGUAGGGGAAACUUCAUUUCAAAAUUCAAGAGAAAUAAUUUGAUAAACAUGACAGAGUCUUCGGAUUUGAGAAAAUAAUGACAUGAACUACAAAUUAGUAUCGAGGUGAAGAAACUUCAGUGACUUUGACCUUCUGACGAUAAACAUGAAACUGAUAUUUAAACCGAGAUCAAGUGACUCAAGUCAUCUUGACCUCUGAACAUAAAAUUAGUAUUACUUAAAAAAAACAGGUCUGAUAAAGACAUAGGAUUUUCAAAUUGAUGAGAUCUACAAACUAGUAUCCAAUGUCCUUGACCUCUGACCUUCAACACAAACAUUUAUCUUUAACUUUCGAACCGGAAUUCAUAGAGAUGGGGUUUUCAGAAAUAAUAAGAUACAAACAAGUAUCAAGAUCAAAUGACCUUUGAACAGAAAACUCGUAUUACUUUCGAGAUAAGAUUUAUAGAGAUAUGAAAUUAUAAAAGGGUGCUGUAAUCUACUAACGUGGAUCUCCAGCGACCUUUGACCUUGAUCAUACAAAGCCGUAUUCUUUUUGCGCUCACGGCCAUUGAGCAGGGAGGGCUCUUUAUCGUGUCACACUUGCUGUUUUUGAGGUCUCAUCUGAAUGACCACCACAUUUAAACAUAGAAAAAGCCCAUGUUAUACAACUAUAGCUAGUACUUCGUUUGGGAAAUUUUAUGAUGGGCAGAUUAUAAUCAUAUCGUGUCCACUAUAUAAUAAACCCGAAACCCUAAAGACAAUCUUGACGUGUCGGAACGGAAAACUAAUAUCUGAGGAAAUGAUAACUGAUACAUUGUGAUUUGAAUAGAAUUCAUGCAACUAACAUUAUCUCUAAGUACCAUAGAACACAAAACACGGGCAGCGUUUAAGGUAUGCAUAUAUACCAUUACCUCAAGGAGGAGUACGCAUCCCCUGACGACUGGUCACACCCACCGUAAACCCUAUAUAUGUCAUUAGCUCAAUGCAGCAGUGGGAACCACGAAGCAUGUACAUAUUUCAUGGUAUACAUGAAUUAAUGAUUUUCUUCUGACUUCAUCUAAUUGAACUGUACUAGUGGAUACUAUCGGAGUCACAGUCUUUACGUGCAUGGUCAUGUACCUGUGGUGUAAUUUCUGUGCAACUAACAUCAAUCACCAAAGCCAUAUAGUAAUUAUUUGCUACGCAGACAUGUACUCACAUACUAAAUAGACUUAAAAUUUAAUUAACACUAAUGAUGUAUUUUCAAUAUAUAAUAAUAUUUCAACAGACUCUUUUGAAGUCUGCCUUUCGCAAAUGUUUCGGUCGUUUUGAUGAUCUUAUUUGCAAGUACAACCUGUCACUUGGUCAAAUGUUGUCUAACGUUCUUUACACACUGAUUAUGGAUUACUCCAUCCACCUGAUUAAGAUAGAGGACUCGUGGCAGGUAUGACCGUCAAACGGGGAAUGCUUACUCUUUCUAGACGUCUGGUCCCUCCUCUGGUAUUUCCAGGGGUCUUUGUUUACUUUGCCAUUGUUUAUAGGAUUUAUUAAAUUUAUCACCAUUUGACAACUUCACUGGGGGUUUUAACUGUAACUGAUAUAGCUUACAUUGGUUAAAAUAAUGCACUGUCUGGGCAUUUCUCAAGAUUUUUUCUUGGAAUUUUUUGUUUUGUGUGUGUUUUCAAGGAUUGAUUUUUCUCAUUUUCAUUCGACGCAGUAUUGAAAUGUGAUGUUUUGUAUGCAGUAUUGAAAUGUGAUGUUUUGUAUGCAACAACUUUAUAUGUAUAUUCGAGUAACAUAUUCAGACCAUAUUCAGUACAAAACUCUGUUGUAUGUUUACAAAUGUCUUCAUAAACCUACUCCUGGAUAUUUCUCCGAAUUGAUAACAAUAUGGAAACCGACGAGAUCGGAAUCAGCCUUUCUGGUUACAGUGUCUGUAACCAGGACAAAGACUUAUGGAGAACGGAUAUUUGAAUGACUUCAGCGACACUUUGGAACGGUUUGUCAUGUGAAGUUAAGGAUGUUUAGAAACUUGACAGUUUUAGAAGAGGUUGAGAGACCCACGUCUUUAGUCAGGCUUUUAAUGUAUUUUUGAUUUUUAUGUUUAUUUAUUUUUGUCCCCUAUGAAAUUAUGCCAAUAGAAUUUUACCUUUUAUUUUUUGUGACGCUCUUUUAGAAAUCGAGUAUUUUUAUGUGUAUUUAUUAUUUUGUGAUGCUGUUUUAGAAAUCGAGUAUAUUUAUGUGUAUUCAUUAUUUUGUGAUGCUGUUUUAGAAAUCGAGUAUUUUUAUGUGUAUUUAUUAUUUUGUGAUGCUGUUUUAGAAAUCGAGUAUUUUUAUGUGUAUUUAUUAUUUUGUGACGCUGUUUUAGAAAUCGAGUAUUUUUAUGUGUAUUUAUUAUUUUGUGAUGCUUUUUUAGAUAUCGAGUAUUUUUAUGUGUAUUUAUUAUUUUGUGACGCUGUUUUAGAUAUCGAGUAUUUUUAUGUGUAUUUAUUAUUUUGUGACGCUGUUUUAGAUAUCGAGUAUUUUUAUGUGUAUUUAUUAUUUUGUGGGUUUGAUGGUUGUAUUUUUAGUAUAUUGUAACGCGCUUUAGAGUACUUUUUAUAUAAUGUAAUAUAAUAUACAUGUAUUUUAUCAUU